Molecule: messenger RNA, 1425 nt
Organism: Cariama cristata (Red-legged seriema)
Lineage: Eukaryota; Metazoa; Chordata; Aves; Cariamiformes; Cariamidae
Product: protein Hook homolog 3-like
Biological process (GO): cytoplasmic microtubule organization; cytoskeleton-dependent intracellular transport
Cellular component (GO): cytoplasm; centrosome
Molecular function (GO): microtubule binding; dynein light intermediate chain binding
Source: RefSeq, a predicted model, not a curated record
GUGUUUCCGUGGACUAGCUGAGGCCACAAAGGGAUGGCAGCUUUUCAAAGGCACACAGGAAAUGUUUUUGGAGUGGUGCAUAUCCAGACUUUUAAUGUUGAGGCACCAUGCCAGACCGUGGAAGAUUUAACGAAUGGGGUUGUGAUGGCCCAGGUUCUCCAAAAAAUAGAUCCAGCUUACUUUGAUGAAAACUGGCUGAACAGGAUCAAAACAGAAGUAGGAGAUAAUUGGAGGCUAAAGGUAAGCAACCUGAAGAAAAUUUUAAAAGGAAUAUUGGAUUACAACCAUGAGAUUCUAGGGCAACAGAUUAAUGACUUCACACUUCCUGAUGUUAACCUGAUUGGAGAGCAUGCUGAUGCUGCGGAGCUUGGGAGAAUGCUUCAGCUUAUUUUGGGAUGCGCUGUGAAUUGUGAACAGAAGCAAGAGUACAUCCAGACCAUAAUGAUGAUGGAAGAAUCAGUGCAACAUGUUGUCAUGACAGCCAUUCAGGAGUUGAUGAGUAAAGAGUCUCCAGUCUCUGUUGGAAAUGAUGCUUACGUUGACCUUGAUCGGCAGCUGAAGAAAACUACAGAAGAAUUAAAUGAAGCACUUGCAACAAAAGAAGAAAUUGCCCAGAGAUGUCAUGAGUUAGAUAUGCAGGUUGCAGCUCUUCAGGAGGAGAAGAGCAGCUUGCUUGCCGAGAACCAGAUUUUGAUGGAACGUUUAAAUCAAUCUGAUUCUAUUGAAGAUCCCAACAGCCCUGCAGGUCGUAGGCAUUUGCAGCUGCAGACACAACUAGAACAACUCCAAGAGGAAACAUUCAGGUUAGAAGCUGCCAAAGAUGACUAUCGAAUACGCUGUGAAGAACUAGAAAAGGAAAUUGCUGAAUUGAGACAACAAACAGAAGAGCUUACUACAUUGGCAGAGGAGGCUCAGUCUUUGAAGGAUGAGAUAGAUGUACUCAGGCAUUCUUCUGAUAAAGUAGCCAAGUUAGAAAGCCAAGUAGAGUCAUACAAAAAGAAAUUGGAAGACCUGGGUGAUUUGCGACGGCAAGUGAAACUCUUAGAAGAGAAGAAUACAAUGUACAUGCAAAAUACCGUGAGCCUGGAAGAAGAACUAAGGAAGGCCAAUGCAGCACGCAGUCAGCUGGAAACAUACAAGAGACAGGCAGUUGAACUACAAAACAGGUUAUCUGAAGAAUCCAAGAAAGCUGAUAAAUUAGAUUAUGAAUGCAAGCGACUGAAAGAAAAAGUAGACAGCCUCCAAAAAGAAAAAGAUAGAUUAAGAACAGAAAGGGAUUCUUUGAAAGAAACUAUUGAAGAGCUUAGAUGUGUACAAGCUCAGGAGGGUCAACUCACCACUACAGGAUUGAUGCCUCUGGGAAGACAAGAGCCUUCAGACAGUUUAGCAGCAGAAAUUGUUACUCCUGAAAUAAAGUAAGCUAAU